AUGGCGUCUCAUCGGAACUCUUCCCGGUCAGUCGUUGGCUUUCAACAACAAGGCACCGUCGACUGGACUUUGGUCACCGGUGGAAGCGUCACUUUGUCCGCUGAUGUCUUAUCGAGGCUAUCAAAAGCUGGUGUGGAGGCGUUCACCCUUGUCGCCGCUCAAGCCAUCUUCUCUAACGCGAAACUGGGCCGUCAAGGUGAGGUUCGUAUGAACAAAGCCAUUGAUAGCUUGAGUGCUUUCCCUUCGGUUGACAAUGUGCUCUGGUUUGGCUUUGGGAUAAAGCACAUUGUUCGAACCUUGCAAGACUCUGCAGAAGGGCUGGCAUGUGUUGCUGUAUGUGCAUCCUUGACCGAACAUUACAGUACACCCGUCGCGGGACAAAUAUUGCGAGAGCUGUUCCUCCUGUAUCAUCCACCUGCUGAGUAUACACCAGCGCUCCGGCAAUGGACCUCUUUGGUUGCGACUUCUGAAGGGUUGCUAGCCUCGACAGAGUUCGGAUUAGUCCUUCAUGGAAUCGCAAGGCUUUUCCUGAGGGAUGACUGGUCAAGUCGAAUGAGUGCAGGGACACCCAAAGCCAUUGCGACUGUACUGGAACAGGGUUUUCAGAUUUCCCGGGGAGGCCUUGACCAAUUGCACCUCUCGGGGGGAGCUGAUUGCGCCUGGAUCGCUGCUGUUGCACACUGGAUUUUCGAUCUCAGAGUUGAGCUGAAAAAUGAAAAUGGUGAUAUUAUAUAUCGACCAGACGGCACGAGAAACGAUUCUUCUGCAGAUUCUCAGGUUAUAAUCACAUACUCUGAAAAGAAUGAACCGGGAUCGAUUCAAGUCACGCGUAAACACUAUACCAUUCCUGGCGGAAGAUUGCUAUUUUCUGAUGAACUAGAACAUGGGUGUACAACAUGUGGUCGGGUCUCGUGGGAAACAUGCCUUAUCGAUACUUUCGGCAAUCCCAUGAGACAUUUGCUCGGAAAACAGGCCCGGACUUUCGGCAGUUGCCUUGGAUCAGCCGCUCGAAUCUUCCUUGGCAAUAUGAGAGAUGAGGGCUAUGGAGCGGACUCGACAUACCAGUCGGAAGAUCGAGAAAUGCUACCCCCAGUAUCCAAUUCGAGCUAUGGGAGAGGAUUCUGUUUACAAGCCCUCAAACUGUUGCCCGAGCUUGACCAUGACCCGGCUCUUCGUCAAACAAUGGAAGCUGCGGUGGACCAAAGCUAUGAGAAUGCUAUCGAGAAGUACCUCCAUUCAAUAACUCAGCUGAGUCAACUCUGCCAGUGCAAAAGAUGUUGUGGCGACUCCACGGGACCAAAAGAAAACUCGUAUUGUCUAAUGAUAUUGGUUCCGACUGUUUGUACAUUUGUGCGAACCAUGUCAGCCAUUCAAAUGCCUGCAGAGGUGGAGGUACGGCCAAGCCGACGGGGCAUGGAGAUGCUUUACGAAAAGCAGGAACGAGCUGUCCCUUCAGAGUCCUAUGAAACAGAGGUCUUGACGGAAGAUCAUAUCUUAGCAAUCUCAUGGCCUGAAAUCGGCAUUUUACAGCUGUCGCAUAUCAUAUUCACAGGUCGGGAAAACAGCUCUGUGAGCUGGUAUAAGGCACCUGCUCAGAACCCACAUACAGCGGCAAUCUCGCACUAUGGUCUUUGCUUCUCUCUUGACACAUUGAUCAAAACCAAAUCGGACCCUGAGGAAGUCUGUCGAGUAACAGUUAUACCCGGCAGGAUCGAGUGGAACGGCAUGACGUUUGACAGUAUACGCGAUCCGGAUCGAGGUGGUGGGGCGGAAGGAAUAGCACAGAACCCUGACUAUUCAAGUGCUUCAUGGACCGAUAUUACAGCAUAUGACAAUUUGGAGGAUAGCUCAUCCCCUAAUCUCCGAGCAGAGCUUAUUGUUGUGGAGGCAGCCACAGAGACCAGAAGUCUUCGGGUUGCCUGUCGCAUCUCGACCCCAAAGCAUCCUGGUCACCAUUUCACAAUAGGUGCUGCAAAGAUUUAG
Fusarium coffeatum is the source of this 1983-nucleotide messenger RNA. RefSeq lists its product as uncharacterized. The record is from RefSeq and is a predicted model, not a curated record. NCBI's taxonomy places the organism in Eukaryota, Fungi, Ascomycota, Sordariomycetes, Hypocreales, Nectriaceae. Bases 1 to 1983 code for a protein of 660 amino acids. The transcript has a single exon.